AAGAAAAGGCAAGCCAAACCAAACACUGAGGCUGUCCCUGCCAAUUCCCCUGAGUCUCCUGUUUCCAAAGCAUCUCCUGAGAAAGAAGAGGAGAAAGUUAUUUUGGAGCAAAUCAGUUCCUCGGAAGACAACUGUAAAUUUGCUGGGGAAAAGGAAACUGCUCCGGACAAAGAAAAGAAAAAGAAAAAAUACAAUCAGCUGAAAGACAUCAGACGCACAGAACUCAAGAGAUACUACAGUACUGAUGACAAUCAAAACAAAACCAAUGAAAAGAAAGAGAAGAAAAUGGUUUCUCAGAAACCCCAUGGUACCAUAGAAUACACUGCUGGCAAUCAGGACACCAUAAACAGCAUAGCAUUAAAGUUUAACAUCACCCCAAACAAGCUGGUGGAGCUCAAUAAGCUUUUCACACAGACGAUUGUGCCAGGCCAGAUUCUCUUUGUGCCAGAAACAAGUGCUGCGAGGCUGUCGUCUCUCAGCCCUGGUGCUCCUGUUUCUCCCUCAUCGUCCGAUGCCGAAUACGAUAAACUGCCUGAUGCUGAUUUGGCAAGAAAGGCUCUCAAACCAGUUGAGAGAGUCCUGUCCUCCACUUCAGAAGAGGACGAGCCUGUGGUUGUCAAAUUUUUAAAAAUGAAUUGUCGUUACUUCACAGAUGGGAAGGGUGUAGUUGGAGGAGUCAUGAUAGUAACUCCCAACAAUAUCAUGUUUGACCCACACAAGUCUGAUCCUCUGGUGAUUGAGAAUGGCUGUGAAGAAUAUGGGCUCAUAUGCCCCAUGGAGGAGGUUGUCUCCAUAGCCCUCUACAAUGACAUCUCUCACAUGAAGAUCAAAGACGCCUUGCCAUCUGACAUACCAAAGGAUCUUUGUCCUCUGUACAGGCCAGGAGAAUGGGAAGACCUGUCCUCUGAGAAAGAUAUCAAUCCUUUCAGCAAAUUCAAAUCCCUUAGCAAGGAAAAGAGGCAACAGAAUGGGGAUCCAUCCAUUGCUCUGGGUGCCAAACAGAGAAAGCCUUCAGAUGAGGAAAAGUCUGCUGAUUUUGAAGUUCUUCAGUUAUCUGAGAGUGCAAGGUCAACCAAAUCCAAGUCACUGGAGUUUCCCAACAACAUCACUGCCACUGAACACUUGGAAAAGUUUGCUGCAGAUCCGUGUGCCAAGGAGCCUUCUGGGGAAAAAAACAGUGCAGAAAUCAAAACCAAAGAAAAAUCCCUUUUAAAAGAAGGAGAGGAUAACCUCAUUGAGCUGGAAAAGACAUCAUCUCCUAUGGACAGAGGGUUGGACAGGAAAAUCUCAGUAAUGGAAGGCUUGCUGGCUGACCCCAGGGAGCUGGGGAGAACUAAGCAGCAGGUAACCAAAUCCACUACAGAAGUCCAGGAGCACUUGACAGUUGAUUCCUUGGAAAAAAAGGACAGUGUUGAACCUAAAGCUGACUUAGACUUAGAGCUGUGUGAAAAGCAAGAUGUUAUUCCAGAAGUAAACAAAUGUGUCAGUUCCCCGACAGGUAAGGUGGAGACUGCAUUGGACCCUAAGAAAGAGAUAGAGAAAGAUAAACUUAUUGAAUUUUACCUCAAUAAAGAUGGGAAUGGGUCUCAGUCAUCUGAAGACUUACACAAGGCUGAAAUCCAGAAAGGUGAAAACAAUAAAGCAGUUGGCAUAGACCUUACACUUAGCUGUUCAAAGUCCCAAGCUAAUGAAGUCCAUACAGUUAAAAGUAUGGAGCUUGAUUCCUGCUGUGUUGAAAGGAAAGCACCUUCAUUAGAAAUCAGCUCAGCAGCAGCAGAGGAAAAGGAUCUGAAAGAGUCUGUGGACUCUUCAUUAGUACCAGCUAUAGACAAGACCUGUCAAGAAACACAGUUAGACAAUCAAUCAGAGAUCAGACUGUGGCUGCUGCAGAAAAUUCAAGUGCCAAUUGAAGAUAUGCUUCCUUCAAAAGAGGAGAAGAGCAAGACUCCUCCAAUGUUUCUGUGCAUUAAAGUAGGCAAGCCCAUGAGAAAGUCCUUUGUGUCUCAGAGCACCACCAUGUCUCAGCAGUACAGUAAAAAAAUCAAGCAACCAGAGUACUGGUUUGCUGUUCCUCGAGAAAGGGUGGAUCACUUGUACACGUUUUUUGUUCAGUGGUCACCAGAAAUCUAUGGGAAAGAUGCCAAAGAGCAAGGGUUUGUGGUGGUAGAAAAGGAGGAGCUUGACAUGAUAGACAACUUCUUCAGUGAGCCCACAACUAAAAGCUGGGAGAUCAUCACUGUAGAAGAGGCCAAACGGCGGAAGAGUGUCUGCAGUUACUAUGAAGAGGAAGAUGAUGAUACUUUGCCUGUCUUGAAGCAUCACAGUGCUCUCCUGGAGAAUAUGCACAUAGAGCAGCUGGCCCGGCGCUUGCCCGCGCGGGUGCAGGGCUACCCCUGGCGGCUGGCCUACAGCACCCUGGAGCACGGCACCAGCCUCAAGACUCUCUACCGCAAGUCAGCCUCGCUGGACAGCCCUGUCCUGCUGGUCAUCAAGGACAUGGACAACCAGAUAUUUGGGGCAUAUGCUACACAUCCCUUCAGGUUUAGUGACCAUUAUUAUGGCACUGGUGAAACAUUCCUCUACACAUUCAGUCCAAAUUUCAAGGUAUUCAAGUGGAGUGGGGAGAACACCUACUUCAUCAACGGAGACACCAGCUCUCUGGAGCUUGGAGGUGGAGGCGGGCGGUUUGGCUUGUGGUUAGAUGCAGACCUGUACCACGGGCGCAGCAACUCCUGCAGCACCUUCAACAACGACAUCUUAUCUAAGAAAGAAGAUUUCAUCAUACAGGACGUGGAAGUGUGGACAUUUGAAUGA
Indicator indicator is the source of this 2814-nucleotide messenger RNA. It is a transcript of the gene NCOA7, whose product is annotated as nuclear receptor coactivator 7. The transcript has 14 exons. The coding region runs from base 286 to 2814 and encodes 842 amino acids. The record is from RefSeq and is a predicted model, not a curated record. Lineage: Eukaryota; Metazoa; Chordata; Aves; Piciformes; Indicatoridae. Gene Ontology annotation, cellular component: nucleus. Gene Ontology annotation, biological process: regulation of transcription by RNA polymerase II; response to oxidative stress.